AUGGAGAACACGUCAAGAUCAAGAUACUCGCGAGAUGCUUGGGGGUUCGACGAAUAUCAUCCAAUCACACAAAACGGUUCAAAUUUGCAUGACGCUGAAAGCGGGAUCGGAUUUAUGAUAGUUGACUCAUUGGAUACGCUUAUAAUUAUGGGGCUAGAUGAAGAAUAUAAAAAAGCACGUGAAUGGGUCGCAAACGUAUUAGAUCACAAUCAAGAUACCGACGUAUCACUUUUCGAGACAACUAUUCGUGUAUUGGGCGGAUUGUUGAGCGCGUAUCACUUAUCUGGAAAAGAUUCUAUUUAUUUAACAAAAGCUACAGAAUUGGCGGACAGAUUGUUGGUCGCUUUUGAUCGAUCUGAGAGUGCUAUCCCAGCUGCGUGGGUGAAUCUAAAUACUACGAUGGCAUCGCACAGGUAUGAGAUUUCUGUUGCGGAAGCGGGGUCAUUGCAAUUGGAAUUCAAGUAUUUGAGCCAUUUGACUGGUGAUCCAAAAUAUUGGGAGCGCGUAGAGAAAAUUAUGUUGCACAUUGAUAAACUUGAAAAGUUUGAUGGACUCGCUCAAAAUUUUUUAAGCAUUUCAGGAGGUGAAUUUAUUGGAGAUUGGAUUGGAAUAGGAGCACUUCAAGAUAGUUAUUACGAAUAUCUGUUGAAACAAUACUUAUUGACAAGUAAAACCGAACCGAUGUAUCUACGCAUGUACAACGAAUCAAUAGCAGGAGUUAAAAAACAUUUGCUCAGACGAUCAAUUCACAGUAAUUUACUUUACCUUGGAGAACUUUACAGCAGACCAUACGACAGAACUAACACCAAAUUUAGGCCGAAAAUGGAGCAUUUAUCUUGUUUCGUCGGGGCAUUUUUAGCUCUCGGUUCUGCAAAAAUCCACGAUAGUAAUUCAGAGGAGAAUUUGAAUAUCAGCAAAGAAUUAACACAUACGUGCUGUGAAAUAUAUUUUAGACAAGCGACAAGAUUGGCGCCGGAACAAGUUUAUUUUUAUACAAACUCAACUGAGAGUGUUUUGGAUAAUGGGUUUUCUUCAUCAACGGAAAAUGAUUUUGAAAUAAUGGUUGGCAGGUUGAAUCUCUAUCUUAUUGAAAUUCCGGAAUGGGGAUGGAGAAUAUUUCAAGCUUUUGAACAAUAUUCGAAAUUUACUGAAGGUGGAUACACUGAAAUAGAAGAUGUCACAGUCAUUCCUCCCAAAACCCGUAAUAGUAUGCCAACGUUUUGGCUGGCGGAAACCUUGAAAUAUUUAUACUUGCUAUUCGAAGAUCCUGAUACUGAUUUAUUAUCACUCGAUAAAUAUGUGUUUAACACGGAAGCACAUCCGUUUCCUAUUUUCGUUCCCAGUAAGGAAAUUCGCGGUGAAGGAUGGAGUCGACAAUAG
This is a messenger RNA of Ambispora gerdemannii, 1380 nucleotides long. The record is from the annotation of a GenBank genome assembly. Lineage: Eukaryota; Fungi; Glomeromycota; Glomeromycetes; Archaeosporales; Ambisporaceae.